Messenger RNA from Anopheles bellator, 2972 nucleotides. Its product is annotated as putative helicase MOV-10. The transcript is spliced from 5 exons. Bases 124 to 2604 code for a protein of 826 amino acids. The record is from RefSeq and is a predicted model, not a curated record. Lineage: Eukaryota; Metazoa; Arthropoda; Insecta; Diptera; Culicidae. Gene Ontology annotation, biological process: regulatory ncRNA-mediated post-transcriptional gene silencing. Gene Ontology annotation, molecular function: 5'-3' RNA helicase activity; RNA binding. Gene Ontology annotation, cellular component: cytosol; P granule.
CUGUGUUCCGCAAUUAAAUGUACGAUUGUGCCGUCGCGUCGUCAGUGAAGCACGUUUUUUUAAAGAAGCUUAGAACACACCCUGCUGCCACGAAACCGUGAAUCCAGUUCGGGCAGGAACAGAAUGACUUUGAGACAAAAUGAAAGCAAUCGGGCGCAAAGUGACCAAAAUGGAGAAGCCCGCACCGAAGUUGUGGUCCAAACACGCUGCCUGCACAAAUGGAACGAGACGAUGGUACGGUUACCACAGUCCCGGCAGGAGGUAAAAGUUACGCAACCGGUAUUCAAUCUAACCGGAGGGUACAACAUCGCAAACUCAAUCCUGACGAUGUGCGUCCAAAACCUGUGCCAGCAGGUCCUCAUACUGCGCACAAUAUAUCUGUACUACGAUCGAACGAAACGCAUCAAACUGUUCGACGGGAUCAUCCGAAUGGUGCCGGGUUUCGAGUAUGAGGGCGAUCAAAAGAUUCCUCAGCACCCGGAAUGCACCGGCGGCGGGUACACUGUGGUGUGUUUAGCAGAGAUUUCACCAACAAAGAUUCGGUUGAGAGAAAUUUCGUCCAUUCACAUCCUAAAGCCGCGGGUUCCUCGUGGAGACCCGCUGGCCCUGAGAAAGACGAGCUUCUUCCUUUCGGAUGACGUCAAGGAGGUGUACCGCAAUCAGUUGCUGGCAAACAAUCACUAUUCGCGGCCAGCCAAACUGUGGUUAGAAAAGUUUAACCGAUACAAAACCCAAGGGUUACUCCCGAACAACUACGUCGAGUAUUUGCGAAUGCUGGAUCAAAUCCAAGAGAUCGACGAUGAAACCGAGUUGGCUACAUACACCAUCCCGAAAGCACGGUUGAUUCCAUCAGAUUUCUCAUCCCUUUACUGGAUUUCCGUCACGCAGUUCCCAGUGCCGCCGGUGCGAUUAACCGUGGGCGAUCAUGUGAAGGCUCUAAAUUUUGCAUUCGAUAGACGAGGGGUAACGCAGGCCGAUGCGGUGCGAGGAAUCAUUUGGGAGUGCAGUACUUCCAUGACUAUCAAGACGGAACGUUCACUAGAUAUCGGACGCCGGGUGCGUCUUGAAUUCCCGCUCAAUCGAGUACCGUUCUUGCUAGAGUAUCAGGCGCUCAACCGCCUCAGCUGCAUCGACAUCCCCAACGUUCUGUUUCCACAGGGAGAAAACACCACAAACGAACCGUUGGUAGAGCCCAUUGAACAAUUUACAUGGUUCGACAGUCGGAUCGCAACGAACAGGCUGCAGCAGGGCGCAAUAAAAAACAUUGUCAACCGAACGGCCUUCCCCGCACCGUACAUUAUUUUCGGUCCCCCGGGGACCGGCAAAACGUGCACCAUCGUGGAGGCCGUGCUACAGAUUUACAAAACGAGACCAAACUCCCGAAUACUGGUAACGGCCACGUCCAACUAUGCGUGCAACGAGCUCACGAAGAGGCUACUGAAGUAUGUAGCGGUAGCCGACAUCUUUCGCUACUUUUCGGCGGCCAAAGAGCGCGACAUCAACCAGAUCGACGCUGACAUACUGUACAUAUCGAACCUGCACACCGGCAAGUUUGAGUUCCCGUGCAUGAACGAUUUUCUCCAAACGCGCAUCCUGGUGGCCACGGUCAUAACCAGUGGACGCCUGCUGUCGCUAAGGGUUUGUACGAAGAUUUACAACUACAUUUUCAUCGACGAAUGUGGCAGCUCGAAGGAACUGUCCGCGCUGGUUCCGAUCGGCUGCGUGGGCGUGGAUCAAAUGGCCCGACGGAUGCAGGCCAGCGUGGUGUUGGCCGGUGACCCCCAACAACUCGGCCCCGUUACACACUGCCAGCUGUUAACAGAUACCGUACACAGCGAGUCACUGUUAGACCGGUUGAUGAGAAUGCCGUUUUACGGUCGAAAUGCAGUCAACGCGUACAACACCAAGGUGGUGACAAAGUUGCUGGAUAACUACCGUUCGCAUCCGUCGCUUUUCCAGUUCUCCAACGAACAGUUCUAUGAGGGGGAACUGCGUGCGAAAGCGCACACUGCCACCAGUCACUGGGCCAUUGGGUGGGACAUGUUACCGAAUCCCGAGUUUCCCCUGAUGUUCCAUUCGGUCGUAGGAAACAUGAUACAGGAUCAGUGUACCCUUAGCUACAUGAACAAGGAUGAAGCGUUUCUCGCCCUGCAGUACGCCCAGCUGCUGAUGGGUGGCAGUGUCAAUGGCAAGAUACUCUCCCAAAGCGAAAUCGGGAUAUUGACACCUUACUCCAGCCAGGUUGCUUACAUUAAAAACGGGCUCGCGUUGCUCGGCUUGGAGGACAUCGAGGUUGGAUCCGCGGAGCAGUAUCAGGGCAGAGAGAAAGCGGUCAUGAUCGUAUCGACGGUCCGAUCUCACCGAAGCACGGUUGGCUUUUUGGCCGACACGCGCCGUUUAAACGUGACGAUGACACGGGCGAAAGCUCUGAUGAUAAUUAUUGGCAAUGAGGACAAUCUGUCGCAGGAUCCUACCUGGAAGAAACUUUUAUCGUUUAUCAUUUCGAAUAAGGGCUUGCGAAGUAAGCAACGCCAGCACAAUUUCCCGUACAAAAACGCACCCUAUGGCAAAGGCAAGAAGGCACAAAGAGCUCAAGUUAAUUAGUUUAAGAUUGACCGUGACUAGGGUGUUAAACUGCAAAACAUGACGACUUCCAGCCCAGAAGGAAUGGUCGUAAGAACUUACGACGACCGAAAUUUGAAUUAAAUCCGAAUAACCACGACGAUGGAAUGAAAACGAUUGGCCUAAAUGUGAAGGCACAAAGAGCUCAAGUACAUAAAUUUAGUUAGUUUAAGAUUGUCCGUGACUAGGGGGUUAAACUGCAAAACAUGACGGCUUCCAUUGUAAUGAAAAUAAUCGUAAGAACUUACGAGGGACGGAAUUCGAAUUAAAUCCGAAUAACCACGACGAUGGAAUGAAAACGGUUGGCCUAAAUGUGAAGGCACAAAGAAUUCAAGUACAAAAAUUUAGUU